Molecule: messenger RNA, 984 nt
Organism: Aureococcus anophagefferens
Lineage: Eukaryota; Pelagophyceae; Pelagomonadales; Pelagomonadaceae
Exons: 1
Coding region: 1-984 (327 amino acids)
Biological process (GO): protein phosphorylation
Molecular function (GO): ATP binding; protein kinase activity
Source: RefSeq, a predicted model, not a curated record
AUGCGGCGCGUCGCGGGCCACGAGAACAUCGCGGCCCUCUACGAGAUCUACAUCUUCGACAAGACGCUCGCGCUCGUCAUGGAGCUCUGCGCCGGCGGCGAGCUCUUCGACCGCAUCAUCUCCAAGGACCACUACAGCGAGCGCGAGGCGCGCCUCGCCUUCGCGCAGAUGGUCGAGGCCAUCGGCCACUGCCACGCGCGCGAGGUCGUGCACCGCGACCUCAAGCCCGAGAAUUUGUUGUACGCGGACGUCGAGGGCGCGCCGAACGGGUCCGUCGUCAAGCUCGCGGACUUCGGGCUCGCGCGCACGCUCGAGCCCGGCCGCCACCUCAGCGGCUUCUCGGGCACGCCGGGCUACGUCGCGCCCGAGAUCCUCACGUCGACGCGGUCCUACGGCAAGGAGUGCGACCUCUGGUCGCUCGGCGUCGUGUUGUACAUCAUCCUCUGCGGCUACCCGCCCUUCUACCACGACCACGGCGACCCGCGCGUCGUCUUCGCGCAGAUCAAGAAGUGCCAGUUCCAGUUCCAGCGGCCCUACUGGGACGACAUCACCAAGGAGGCCAAGGACCUCGUGAGUAAGCUCCUCACGAAGGACCCGGCGAAGCGGCUCACGGCCGACGGCGUCUUCAAGCACGACUGGGUCCGGCUCUCGCCCGUGACGAAUUUGCACCUGCCCUACUUCGCGACGAACGUGAAGAAGUACCGCCUCCGCCGCAAGUUCAAGGCCGCGGUGCUCUCCGUCGCCGCGGAGAUGCGCUUCGCGAGCUUCGCGCGCAAGGGCGCCUUCGCGGGCCACUCGACGGCCGAGGCGGCCCUCGGCGUCGCGGGCCGCAUCGACAAGCUCGCGAGCCGCAAGUCGCUCUCCGUCGCCGAGGCGAAGCAGCUCCGGGAGCUCAUGAUCGCGCGGACGACGAGCUCCGUGGAGCAGAUGGAUCUCGCCGGCGCGCCCGAGCUGCCCGAGGGCGACGGCGUCGCGGAGGCGUGA